Molecule: messenger RNA, 741 nt
Organism: Pararge aegeria (speckled wood butterfly)
Lineage: Eukaryota; Metazoa; Arthropoda; Insecta; Lepidoptera; Nymphalidae
Exons: 5
Coding region: 79-666 (195 amino acids)
Source: RefSeq, a predicted model, not a curated record
CUUAAGAUUACCAACACAAAUCCAUCUUCUUUAGUGAAGUCUCCUCGUCUAGUGGUUAUUGUGUAAAUAAUAACUAUAAUGUUUAAUACUCAGAUAUGCUUAUUAAUUUGUUAUCUCACAAUAAUUGGCCCCUGCAAGGGAAAUGAUGACACCGUGGCAAAUAUAACGGGUCCGAAAGACAUGUAUGUCGUGCGUGCAACCGUGUACCAAGUUGGGAUACUUACAAAUAGAACGAAUGAAACUGAUUUAAACACGGGCCGUCAAGAAGCUCUUACGAUAUACCACAAUAAUGGAUCAAGCAUCGAUUUGAGUGGAAUCCCAGAUCCGUUAUUGACUAAUGUAACAGCGGAAAAGGUCGUGGGAGUGGCUCCCGUGACCAACAGCUCCGUGCCCUGGAAAACUCUCCAGAGGUUGAUAUCUGCACCCCAACAAGGCAACGCCAAAGACGCAGGUUUAAAUAUUCAUCGAUCAAAACGUGAAGAAACAAAAACCCCCGUGGAAAUAGUUAAGGGCGCUGCCGUCAUCCCCUCUGCAGCAGGCGUAAACUCCAUAGCGUUGCCGCAACUACUCAAUUUCAACCAUAACAUAUCAAGCAUACCAGUGCCGAUACCGAACGUGUCAGUUGUCAGCUAUGCUAAAGUAAACACUCUUGUACAUUCCCCUUAACAACUGUAUGUAUUUGUACCUAUUUAAAAUAUGUAUAUUAAUGAUACACGCAAGACGAGUAUUUUCCCAUGCGAC